Molecule: messenger RNA, 5877 nt
Organism: Engraulis encrasicolus (European anchovy)
Lineage: Eukaryota; Metazoa; Chordata; Actinopteri; Clupeiformes; Engraulidae
Gene: mast3a
Product: microtubule associated serine/threonine kinase 3a
Exons: 26
Coding region: 413-4519 (1368 amino acids)
Biological process (GO): peptidyl-serine phosphorylation; intracellular signal transduction
Molecular function (GO): protein binding; magnesium ion binding; ATP binding
Source: RefSeq, a predicted model, not a curated record
CCUCCUACAUGUUUUUCCAGUGUUAGCUGAAGCAUUCCCGUUUUGUACAGUAGGGUUAGACAUGCUGCAACAUUGUUGCCGCCAAACGUGAAACUGUUCACAGCAUCUUUUCAGUGGAUACUUUUUUUUCCCAAAAGCGCAACAGCGGCUACAACGUUGGAGGACCGUUUUCUCGUGCGUGCUGUGGUACUAUGUGUCAUUGAGAAGAAAUAAGGGAAUGAUGGCAUCUCCUUACACAAGUGGCCCAUCUACUCAAGUUUCCUUCGUGAUGGAGUCAGCUCGCCUGAGUUGUGGGACUCCGACCACGAAAUUAUCGUAUUCUGUCUGGAUUUAGUGUAUGAUUGGAGACUUGGAAACUUUUGUGUUUGUAUGAAAGCGUUGGAGGACGUGUCGCCUUUGCCCAGUCGACAGCAUGUCCGAUCGAAAUUAUUGGACAGUGUGUUCCAGUAAUAAAAGUCAGCUUGUGACGGGAGCAUUGCUAAAACGGAACAAGGGUAAAAACAAGAGGAAGAGCCUGGCAGUUGGGACCCCAUCACCAACACUAUCUCGACCCCUUUCUCCUUUACCUUUCCAAACAGCCGGUGGGAGUCCAUCAGACAGUCCCCGAAAUGUCUCCAGCAGCGCAUCGGUCAACUUCCCUUUCAUACGCAAAGUGGACGCGAGGCGGUGGUCAGUGGCCACCGUGUCCUCUGGCUAUGGAACCAACCCGACCAGCUCCUCCGUAUCUUCCCUCUCCUCCUCACAGGAGCUGCUGCAUCAGUUCCCCUCCCAGCCCACCCUGGACGAGCUGCGCUUCCUCUCCAAGCACUUCAGCAAUGAGAGUGUGGCUGACGAGGAGCCCCAGCACCCCCAGCCCCUGCGCCGCUCUCGCAGUCUCAGUCCCGGCCGCACAUGUGGGUCAUUCGAUAACGAGAUUGUCAUGAUGAAUCAUGUUUACCAGGAGCGUUUCCCAAAGGCCACGGCUCAGAUGGAGGGGCGUCUGCUGGCUGUCCUGGCCGACUGCAGCCCGGACACGCUGCCCCUGGCGGACGGCGUGCUGGGCUUCAUCCAGCACCAGCUGGUGGAGCUGGUCAGGGACUGCCUGGAGAAGUCGCAGAAGGCCCUCAUCACCUCCAGAUACUUCAUGGAGCUGCAGGAGAAGCUGGAGAGGCUGCUGCACGAGGCAUAUGAGCGGUCUGAGAGCGAAGAGGUGGCCAUCAUCAGUAAACUUGUGAGGAAGAUUCUCAUCAUCAUUUCAAGACCUGCGAGGUUACUGGAAUGUUUGGAAUUUGAUCCAGAGGAGUUCUACCAGCGUCUGGAAGCGGCUGAGGACCACGCCAAAGAGGGGCAGGGAGUGAAGACUGACAUCCCCAAAUACAUCAUCAGCCAGCUCGGCCUGACUAGGGACCCUCUGGAAGAAAUGGUGCAGCUUCAGGAGAGCAGCAGUGGUAGCAACAGUGGGAGCGCUGUGAAGGAGCCCAGUGACCCUCUGGAGAACCGGCCUGGAUGUACCCCACCCAGAAGGAAACCACUGGAGAGGGACUUCGAGACCAUCAAGCUCAUCAGUAACGGGGCGUAUGGUGCUGUGUACUUGGUGCGGCACCGGGAGACUCGGCAGCGGUUCGCCAUGAAGAAAAUCAACCGGCAGAACCUGAUCCUGAGGAACCAGAUCCAGCAGGUGUUUGUGGAGCGGGACAUCCUCACCUUCGCAGAGAACCCCUUUGUGGUCAGCAUGUUCUGCUCCUUUGAGACACGGCGCCAUCUCUGCUUGGUCAUGGAGUAUGUGGAAGGUGGGGACUGUGGAAACCUCCUGAAGAAGAUAGGCCCUCUCCCUGUCGACAUGGCCAAGAUGUACUUCGCAGAGACCGUCCUGGCCCUGGAGUACCUCCACAAUUAUGGAAUAGUGCACCGAGAUCUGAAGCCUGACAACUUGCUGAUCACGUCGAUGGGACACAUCAAGCUCACUGACUUUGGCUUGUCAAAGAUCGGUUUGAUGAACAUGACUACGAAUCUGUAUGAGGGACACAUAGAGAAGGAUACAAGGGAGUUCAUCGACAAGCAGGUUUGUGGUACUCCAGAGUAUAUUGCUCCGGAGGUGAUCUUAAGACAAGGCUACGGCAAGCCGGUGGACUGGUGGUCAAUGGGGAUCAUCCUCUACGAGUUCCUGGUGGGCUGCGUGCCUUUCUUUGGAGACACCCCCGAGGAGCUGUUUGGACAGGUGGUCAGUGAUGAUAUCAUGUGGCCUGACGGAGACGACACGCUGCCUGCCGACGCUCAAGAUCUCAUCACCAAGCUGCUGAAACAGAGUCCACUGGACCGCCUGGGAACCGGCGGAGCAGGCGAGGUGAAACAUCACAUCUUCUUCCGUGGCCUGGACUGGAACGGGCUGCUGCGGCAGAAGGCGGAGUUCGUUCCCCAGCUGGAGACGGAAGACGACACCAGCUACUUUGACACUCGGUCGGACCGCUACCACCACACAGGCACAGAUGACGAUGACGAAACUAACGAUGAUGAAUCAUCUCAGGAGAUCAAGAAGUUCUCGUCGUGCUCCCAUCGCUUCAAGGUGUACAGCAGCUCCGAGUACCUGGCCUCCCCAUCCAACCUGAGCCUGUCGUCGUCUGAGCGAAGCUGCAGCGAGGAGAAGGAGGACAGGUGGGACGGCCACCCCUCCCCCUUCAGAGGAGACGCGUCUCUCCUGGGGCCCUGCGGAGACGCCUACCUGGGACACAAGGGAGGAAGUUCUCGCCCCAGAGCCUCAUCGAGCUCCUCCCCGUCAGACAGGUGUGGCAGCCCACAGGUGAUGAACAGCACCCAGAGCCUGGACCCCAUGCCACGCCUCGCACUCGCAACAGAGGAUGAAGAGGGACUUGUCACCAACCUACGGCGAAUCCGCCUACGCAGCAAUUCAACCGGUACCAGGCCCUCACCCCGCAGAGACAACCGAGGUGGUGGCCCUCGACGGCUGGGACAGCAGCUGGAGACCCCAGAGAAACAGAGGCUUCCUCCCGGAUGCAAAGUUCCCAAGUCUGCCUCGGCAUCGGGCCUCUCUCUCCUCGUCACACCAGACGAGGCAGUAGGAGGCCUGCAGAAGAGCCCCAUGUCGUCGCACUCGCUCUCCUCGAACCCCUCGUCACGGGACUCCUCGCCCAGCCGCGACCUGAGUGCGCUCUGCCUCCGGCCGCCCAUCAUCAUCCACAGCUCCGGCAGAAAGUAUGGCUUCUCGCUGCGGGCCAUCCGGGUCUACAUGGGGGACUCUGACGUGUACACGGUCCACCACAUGGUCUGGAGUGUGGAGGAAGGCAGUCCGGCCCAUGAGGCGGGACUCAAGGCUGGGGACCUCAUCACCCAUGUCAACGGGGAAUGCAUCCAGGGUCUCGUGCACACAGAUGUGGUGGAGCUCUUGCUGAAGAGUGGGAGCAAGGUUACCCUGCAGACAACCGCCUUGGAGAAUACCUCAAUCAAGAUCGGGCCAGCCCGGAAGGCCAGCUAUAAAGGCAAAAUGGCUAGACGGAGCAAGAAGAGCAAAAGAAAGGAAGGUCAAGAAAGCAAGCGACGAAGUCUCCUGAAAAAGCUACCUAAACCCAUCCCCACACUCCAGAACAGCCGCAGCUUCUCCUUUGGCUUCCAGCACUCCGCGUCCCCCAGCGACAGCCUGUCUGACUCCCCCACCCAGAGCCUCUCCCCCGGGCCAACCACCCCCUGCCGGAGCCCAGCACCUGACUACUCAGCUGACUCCAAUUCUCCUCAGAGCUCCUCCCCAGGCUCCAGCUCCCCAAACUCACCCAUACCUCAGAACCGGCCGAGCUCCCUGCACGUGCUCGGCUCCAAGAUCCGCUUCUCCAAGGCCGGCCGCUGCAAGUCCACCAGCAAUAUCCCCCCGUCGCCACUGGCCUGUAACCCGGCCUCCACGCAGCCCCUUUCCCCUCAGUGCUCCCCAUCCUCCUGCCCCAUCGUCCUGCCCAAAAGCCUGCACUCCUACCACGGCAAGACACUGUCUCCACCUACCAUCCCCAGGCAGUCGGUGCGGCCGCGCAGCGCAGAGCCUCCCCGCUCGCCACUGCUUAACCGGGUUCAGUCGGCUGAGAAACUCUCUGGUGCUUACUACGGAGAGAAGAAGGCCUACACCACACGCCGGCACACCAUGGAGGGCCCGCUGGCUGAGUACGAGAGCCUGGGCGACAGCCGGAGCGACGUGGCGUCAGGGUUUGUCUGCGUGGGGGAUCACGCUCGGCAGGGGGGCUUCAUGGGGGCCCAGCGUCUACGCUCCAGCGAUGUGGUGGUCAUGAAAAAACUGAACUUGUCGGACCGCCGGGACUCCUUUAAGAAACAGGAGGCUGUCCGGGAGGUCUGCUUCGACGACCCCAACGAGGAAGAGGAGGAGAUGGUCACUACGCCCUCUGCGGCUGUUCCAAGCGGUCUACCACGGUACGCGGCGGCGUGGAUCGCCCAGGAUCCGCAUGAGGAAGCUGGCAAGGAGAAGAGUUCUGGUACAAAACUCCAAAAGGGUGUAAUGAAGGGACACAGGGAGGAUGGUCGGUAGAGCAUGGAACCUUGGGAUGCCUAAAAAAACAAAACAGAGAAAUUCACACACUCACACUAAAUAAAAGAUUUCCACUUAAUAAGAACUGCCAGUGGAGGGGUAAUUAGGGGAUACAACGGAAAAAAAGGGUCAUUAUGUGUGUCCUUUACAACACUAUGAAGAUGUGCCAAAAUUGUAUUUUCGCGUCUGGAUUAGUAGAAGUGUAGCACAGAUUUUUUUUUUGUAUUUCCCUACUUUUGAAAAAAAAAAACCCCUAAAACCCAGAAAUGUAUUUAUUAAUCUAACAGUUCGAUAGUGGUGUUAUUAAGGGUGAAAAAACAAAAGUGAUGUGGAUCUCUUUUUAAUUUGCACACACGCCCAUGGUCCUGCUGGUAGGUCACUCUGGUCAAGUUGUCAUGAUCACAUUGUGUCAUAGCAUUCAUAUUUUGUCUAACCGAUUAACGAUCAUCAUAAGGACUACAAGAACCAUGAUGGAAAGGUUUUGAAAGUUACUAAUACUAGUUGCUUGGUUUGCAGGUGUCUUCCAUCCAUUUUCCACAUGGCUUUAUGUCUGCUCUCCGUUUAGUUUCUCAUACGUUUGCAAGAUAAAUGCUCCACUCACAGCACAGCAAUGCGCUUAACUUUUUUUUAAAAAAAAAAGCUUUUCUAUAUGUAUCUCAUGUCUAAGUGUUAAAUCCAGUGCCUCUAAAAUGAUGGUGAUGUGAUUAUUGUGAUGUUAGUCCAUACCAAGUGCUCCAAAUGUACAAGAAUGUUGAAGUAAGUGAAUAUGAAGAACAUUGACAUGCCAAAUCUGAGCCACAGCUAUUAUGCCAUCAGCUCACAAACACCCGCCUAUGGUUGGCUCAGUCACUUAUGAUGGCACUAUGGUGGCAUAAAACGGCUGUUUACAAAAACUGCACUUGUUCACUAGUGCACUGUACAGGUCAGGAUGUGAGUUACAUUGUUUGGUUCCCAUUAUAGUGAAUGAUUUCACAUUUUGGAUGCAGCAACAGUUUUGAGAACAUCUUUAGGACUGUCGAAAUGAUGUAUGUGUAUGGUGACAUGGAAGACUCCUUGUUUGCUGUAGUCCUACCUAUCUGUCAUUUAACAAUCUCCUGUGUUUGAGUGCAAAUCCCCUCUGCAUCUAGAACUUUAGAGCAAGACAUGCAUGGCUGUGUCAUUGUAGUUAUUUAACAAUGGUGUCAGUAAAUGUUUACAUUCUAACGUAAGACGUGAUGCUAAUCUCUACCUGACGUAUUUUGGAAAAAAGUUAGCAAGGACUUAACGGUUUGUUAAUCUUUUUUAAAGGAUAUUUUAAGUUUUUGGAGAUUCACUUGGACACAAUAAUAAAAGUGUUAGUCGAUAGGCUAUUACACACA